Messenger RNA from Cladophialophora yegresii CBS 114405, 525 nucleotides. RefSeq lists its product as uncharacterized. The record is from RefSeq and is a predicted model, not a curated record. NCBI's taxonomy places the organism in Eukaryota, Fungi, Ascomycota, Eurotiomycetes, Chaetothyriales, Herpotrichiellaceae. Gene Ontology annotation, molecular function: calcium ion binding. Gene Ontology annotation, cellular component: cytoplasm. The transcript has 4 exons. Bases 1 to 525 code for a protein of 174 amino acids.
AUGAUCAUUUAUAGGGACCUCAUCAGCGGCGACGAGCUUGCGUCUGACACUUCCAAGAUCAUCGACGCCGGUAAUGGACUAUGGGAGAUUGAUGGCAAGAUGGUCACAAAAGGAGCAGAGAACUUCGCACUGGAGGGCGCCAACCCAUCUGCCGAGGGUGAAGAUGCCGAAGACGGCACCGACGAUACCAAGGUGACAGUCCUCGAUUUGGCCGAUCAAUUCCGUCUACAGAAAAUUGAGGGCGGCAUGUCGAAGAAGGCAUAUCAGGGUGAGCUCAAGAAAUACAUGAAGGCUCUGACCGAGAAGUUGAAGGAGAAGGGAACUCCGGAAGAGGAUAUCAAGAAGUUCCAGUCCGAAGCACCAGCUGCAGCCAAGAAGAUCCUAGGCAAUUGGGAAAACUACGACAUCUACCAGGGUGAAUCCAUGGAUGAGAACGGCAUGUAUGUCCUGGUCGACUUCCGGGAGGAUGGCAUGACCCCGUAUGCGACCAUCUGGAAAUGGGGCCUUGAGGAAUACAAGGUGUAG